AUGUACGGCAACUCACGAAAUAUGGCAUCAACAGCACUUAAACGUCUAAUGACUGAGUAUAAAGGUACACCAUAUGAAGGUGGUAUAUUUUCAGCUACACUACGAUUUCCUACAGAUUAUCCGCUUUCACCACCAAGUAUGAAAUUUACAUGUGAAAUGUUUCAUCCAAAUGUAUAUCAAGAUGGAUUGGUAUGUAUAUCAAUUCUUCAUCCACCAGGCGAAGAUCCAAAUAUGUAUGAAAGUAGUGCAGAGCGAUGGUCACCUGUUCAAAGUGUAGAAAAAAUUUUAUUAAGUGUUGUUAGUAUGUUAGCUGAACCAAAUGAUGAAAGUGGUGCUAAUAUUGAAGCAUGUUAG
Molecule: messenger RNA, 354 nt
Organism: Entrophospora candida
Lineage: Eukaryota; Fungi; Glomeromycota; Glomeromycetes; Entrophosporales; Entrophosporaceae
Source: the annotation of a GenBank genome assembly